Messenger RNA from Guyanagaster necrorhizus, 906 nucleotides. RefSeq lists its product as uncharacterized. Bases 1 to 906 code for a protein of 301 amino acids. The record is from RefSeq and is a predicted model, not a curated record. The transcript is spliced from 5 exons. NCBI's taxonomy places the organism in Eukaryota, Fungi, Basidiomycota, Agaricomycetes, Agaricales, Physalacriaceae.
AUGCUUCGCAUCCCUCAGUAUGGUAGGCCGAACGUCGCGGAGUACCCCGGACACCUCCGUGGGCCACCACGUUUGCCUACUUUUUACGAAUCAGCCAUCACACCAUUGGAAACCGGAAUCACUCGUGGGUCGACUUUUUUUCGGUCAUCCCCUGACCCUCAUGUUCGGUAUUUUUGUCAAGUAAAAUUUCAAUUCAGUAUCAUAGUAUUUUCUCAUUAUUUUUCUAAUUUUCUGCUGGCGGGAGUGUCAUACUCCCCAGAACCUCCCGGUCCCAUGACCAUCGGUGGCGCGCGACCCAGCUUCCUCUUCACUCAUCGGUACCCGUGUAAGCACAUCACCCUCGAAUCUCCCUCUGGCCUCCGCCAGCCCGUCAGUUCUGACCAUCUCCCUGACAACGAUCUCAAGCAACCUGCGAGCCACCUACCGUCGCGAAUACGCGAUGUCUUCUUCCGUUUUGUGUUCUAUUCGCUCCAAGACAAAAACACGACUCUGCUCAAUGCCGUUUCUUCAUUGAUGGACAUUGCUACGCCAUUAGGUGCCCCCGAGUUUGCCUUUAAUCGGGCGUGGACGGAUGAUAAUGCCAGCAGAUCGAGUUGCCGGAAUUUGCCAUAUCUCGUAGUUCUAACAAUGAGAGUUAUUUGGUCUUUCGAACUACACAUCCUAGUCACUGAUCCAAAACUUCGACAGAUUGUGCCCAUUAGUACCAGUUAUUGCUCGAAGUACUUUCACAAUCAACUACGCAACCACCGAUCAGAACACGGUCUCAAGAAGGGAAAACGAGAAGGAAGGAUGAAGAUCAGGAACAACCCAAAGUACGUGUUGAACAUAGCACUAACAGAAAAACAUGGGUUGCACGUGACCGCGCCGUUGCUCGUUAACGGAGUCGCUGUUGAGUGUUCUGGCUAG